Chrysoperla carnea is the source of this 1035-nucleotide messenger RNA. RefSeq lists its product as uncharacterized. The transcript is spliced from 4 exons. NCBI's taxonomy places the organism in Eukaryota, Metazoa, Arthropoda, Insecta, Neuroptera, Chrysopidae. Bases 4 to 1035 code for a protein of 343 amino acids. The record is from RefSeq and is a predicted model, not a curated record.
GACAUGAAAGAAAGUUCUGGAUCUGAAACUUACCGUAAAUCAGAUUCUAUUAAAGGUAGCAAUUGGAAAUUAAACUUGAGUACAAGUCAAUUAUCUGCUCAACAUAAAUCAAGUAAUAAAAUGAUUGAUCCAAAUGAAUCAUUACAUUUAUUAGCAGCAAAUAAUUCAAAACUUGGGACCCCUUCUGGUGCUUCAAUUGCUGAUUAUUUAAGCAAACGUUUACGUUCAAACUUACAAAAACACGAAAAUGAAAUGCGCAAAUUAAAACAACUUAAAGAAACUGUAUCCGAUGAAAUAUUAUUUAACGAAAAAUAUUUUAAAACACAACACCUACCCUCAGUAAAUCCACAAAGCUCAUACGGUUUGGAAGAUGAAGCAGUUAACGAAGAUCCCUACUAUAAUGCUUUAAUGCAACGGGAUGUACAAAUCGUUGCAAAACCAUUUACAAUACGUCAAUCGUCUUGUUAUGCAUGCUUAAAUAAAUUUCGCUGUAAAAAUGUGAUUCCUAAAAUACCAACAUUAAUGGCUUCAAAACCAUCGAAUUGGUUCGAAUCAGCCAAAACUCAUGUUAACUAUUAUAACUGUCCUAGCGAUGUGUUAUUUUUGAAUAAUAAUAUUUCCUAUCAAAGUACGGAUGCGAUUAAUCGGAUUUUAAACAAUUUUAUCCAUGACACUGAGAAUAAAGGUUUUGGAAUGUAUGAUGAAGAACCUGUGUUAACAACGAUUGUGAAGAAACAUGAAGAUUCUCCACCACCUACUAAACGUACCUUACAUGGUGGAAGAAUCGCUGCUGGUGGAACAAGCCCUACGUUGGAUACUUCAUCGGUCGCAGACGAUGGAGUAUAUUGUUUUCCAACACAAUCUGUGUACUCGGAUCAAACAUUCUUUCGUAAUUCAGCGUGGCCAUUAAAAUUAUUAAAUGAUAAUGAAUUGUAUACAAUGGUUUUUAAAGAUGUCAAUUUAAAGAAGUUGGAGGAAAGAAUUGCAAAAAUUGAAGUGAAAAAACGUUUAGAUAAGUUUUUGAAUUCACCAUAA